This is a messenger RNA of Punica granatum (pomegranate), 1223 nucleotides long. The record is from RefSeq and is a predicted model, not a curated record. Lineage: Eukaryota; Viridiplantae; Streptophyta; Magnoliopsida; Myrtales; Lythraceae.
AGAAGUAGCUCGAAAGAAACCGGGAAAUGAUACUAAACUACAAAUUAAUUUGAUCGGAACAUCACGUUCGUUCUAGAGGUUUUGAUCAUCGUCGUCGUCGUCGGGAAAAUCUCCGUUGCGAAAAUGUCAGCGUACCGGUGGAAGAGCUUCGCGGAAGACGAGGACCGGCCGGAGAAGCCGCGCCGGUACGGCGUGACGGAGAUCCGCGGCCCUCACUACUCCCUCUUCAACCAGAGCCUCCUCGAGGAUAUAUUCGAGUCUAUGGGACAAUUUGUUGAUGGGUUGAAAUUUUCUGGAGGUUCACAUAGCUUGAUGCCAAAGUCCUUUAUCAAAGAUGUGACUUCUAUUGCCCAUGGCCAUGAUGUAUAUGUUAGCACCGGAGACUGGGCUGAGCAUCAACUGAAGCGAGGGCCAUCAGCCUUCAAGGAGUAUGUCGAGGAGUGCAAGCAACUGGGAUUCGACACGAUCGAGUUGAAUAUGGGGUCCCUUGAAUUACCAGAAGAAACUCUUUUGAGAUUUGUGCGCCUGAUCAAGAGCGGUGGUCUCAUGGCCAAACCGCAGUUCGCUGUGAAAUUUAACAAGUCAGAUAUUCCGAAAGGCCAAGAUAGAGCUUAUGGGGCUUAUGUAGUACCGGAGCCUCGAAGUUCUGAAUUUGUUGAAGAUGUUAAUCUCCUGAUCAGGAGGGCAGAGAGAUGCUUAGAAGCAGGGGCAGACAUGAUAAUGAUUGAUGCCGAUGAUGUCUGCAAACACGCCGAUUCCGUCCGGGCUGACAUAAUUGCAAAGCUAGUGGGCCGUCUUGGCCUCGAGAAGACCAUGUUCGAGGCAUCAAACCCUGGAACCUCUGAGUGGUUCAUUAAACGCUAUGGCCCUAAGGUUAAUCUUUUCGUGGACCACUCUCAAGUCAUGGAUUUGGAGUGUCUCCGAGGGAGCAACUUGGGUAAAAACCACGCUUCCGUUCUCAGCUCUUCUUACUUCCUCCUUUGAAUUGGAGCAACCAUCAACGUGUACAUGGUUUGGGCUUCAAGAUUCAGCAGUAUUCAUGGUAUUGUGCUAUCUGUAUGUUCACAUGCUAAAUAUGUUCUCAAAUAUAUUAGAAACUGUGACAUUUAUGUGAAUGUAAUCCGUGUCUAGGUCGACAUUCCAUCCUGGUAAUACGAUAUAUGGAUAAUGUAGAACGGUACUUUCUUGAGUAAAAUGGAAUUCCAACGUGUGCUUCCAUGUUA